AACGAGUUAUGGAUUUUUAUCGAGUGAACACAAUCGGAAAUUGGACGUGUGUGAAUUUACUGGAAGAUUAUCGUUCGAAUACGCGAUACAAGGACAAGAAGCAAAUUUUGGAUUGUAUUAAAAAAAACUUUCAAGGAAUGGAGGAUUCUAAUUCAUUUGAUGCAGGCAAAUCAGGCUCAGGCCCAUCCCAUGGGCCAGUAAAAAAAGGAGAAGCUCGAAAAAUACUCGAUAACUGGAAGUGCAAGCUGGGACUACUUGUCGCUAGUGAUGAAUUACUCAUUCGACGCUUAGUGCAAGCUGGGACUACUCGUCUUAUAAGGACGAUCUUUAAUCCUGAUUAA
Messenger RNA from Dentiscutata erythropus, 341 nucleotides. The record is from the annotation of a GenBank genome assembly. NCBI's taxonomy places the organism in Eukaryota, Fungi, Glomeromycota, Glomeromycetes, Diversisporales, Gigasporaceae.